AUUUGUGUUCGGUGUGCUGUUGAAUAUUCUUGUGUGGUGACCUUUUUUGGGGACUCUCCCUCACUGAGACUCCUGGCCAUUGCUGGGCAAGAGCCCCCAUCGGCAGUGAAGUGUGUUGAAUUUUUUCCCUGAGAAUUCCGUGGAAUUUGGGAUUUCUUCCGAGAAUUUGCAUCCGCAGCUGCAUCUCCGUUUGCAUAUACAGGAAGGACACUCACAAGGUGCUUCAGCCACAUUAGAUUUUUUGCACAUCCUUCCUGACCUCAAUGGACGCCUGAGCCACAACAUACAGGAAGCUUUCUAAGAGUAAAAAAACUCACAAAAGAAAAGGCAAAGAAGAAGCACAUCGAGGCAAAGGGACAGAGUUGAGGCAGGGAAAAUGGAGCAGUUGAAUGAUGAAUACUCGGAGUAUGGCCAGCAGCGUGCCCCACCGGCUCACUACCAACAAGCACGCCCGAUGGUGGACCCGGAGGCGGAAGGUGAAGUGGAUCCCAAUCUCUAUCCACAGGCGAAGGAGUCAACGCACAAAAUUCGCGGACGUUACGAUAUUAUUGAGAUGUUCUGCGGUUCUGUGGAUCAGGAGCUACUCUUCGUGAAGACCUUCUACUUCUUCUUCUACUCGGCAUUUGGAUCACUCUUUCCCCUCAUGGGCGUCUACUUCAAGCAGAUGGGCAUGAAUCCUGGGCAGUGUGGUCUACUGAUUGGCAUACGUCCUUUUGUGGAAUUCCUCUCAGCUCCCUUCUGGGGUAGCUAUGCUGAUCGCUGCAAGAAAGGCAAAACCCUCCUAUUGGCAUCGCUAUCCUGCUGGAUCCUCUUUACACUACCACUGGGUUUCAUCCAACCACCAGCCACAAGUUGCCUAGAAAGGCGCAACGCCACUGAUUACGAGCUUAAAGUCCCACAGGCACCACGGAUUCUCAAGCGUUCCAUCAGUGAUACCAACUGGGCUCUGGAUAUGAGCUCUGAGCAUCUCAGUGAAGGUGUUGAGCAGUAUGAACGCGCAAAGAGAGCCGUAAGACCACUAUCUGAGGCUGGUGUGUCACCUCUUGAUGUUCGCUAUGCCACCAACUACAAUGCUAAAUUGCACGGAAGCUGGGUUUCCCCGCUUUUCUCCUCCAUUGUCUACCGUACUGAGGACAUUCAAAAGGCUUUCUUCCUCCUGAUCCUCCUUGUGAUCAUUGGAGAAUUCUUCGCAGCACCUGCAAUUACUUUGGCUGAUUCGGCUGUAAUUACAAUCCUCGGCGAUGAUGCAGAUCGAUAUGGGCAUCAGCGUAUGUUUGGCUCCCUCGGAUGGGGAUUGGCUAUGUUUUUCGUUGGGAUAGCAUUGGAUCACUCAACGGCAUUCCCCGAUCAUCCGUGUGGUCCGGAGAAGGAGGAGAAGAACUAUACAAUUUGCUUUGCUACCUUCUCCGUUCUCAUGGGUGCUGCACUGCUAACUGCCACGCAAAUUAACUUCAAGUACGACUACGAGGAGCCUACAGCGACUGAGGAAGCUCCUGGAGAGGUGAAACCAAGCUAUGAGGAUGAGAUGCAAAAUCAACUGGCUGCGCAGCUUCAACUUCCUUCACUGGCUGCACCCACAAAACCAGCUGGAUCUUCAUUAACGUCUGAUCUGGGUGCUCAGACAAAGAUGUUUGCCCAGACAACGCGUGAAAUGCCCGAAUGGGUGACAGUGCUGAAGCAAUUUAAGGAUCUAAAGUGCGGCAGUUUCCUCUUUGUUGCCUGGUUCAUGGGAUUCGGUAUUGGGUUGAUCUUCACAUUCCUCUUUUGGCACCUUCAAGACUACGGGGGCUCCCCGACACUGUUCGGUGUUGCAUCCGUUAUCAAUCACAUCAGUGAGAUAUUUGCCUACUUCUUCAGCUUUCGACUCAUUACACAAAUUGGGCAUGUCAAAGUGCUCUGCUUGGGUCUAGUUGGGAACAUCCUGCGCUUCCUCUACAUUUCCUACUUGAAGAAUCCAUGGUGGGUGUUGCCGUUUGAAUUUAUGCAGGGCAUCACUCAUGCUGCCGUCUGGGCAGCCUGUUGCUCCUACAUUGCCCACAACACCCCACAACCUCUUCGAUCAUCGGCACAGGGUGUUCUUCAGGGUCUACAUCAUGGACUUGGAAGGGGAUGUGGUGCUGUCAUUGGCGGGAUCUUUGUAACAUACUUUGGGACUACAGCUACCUUCAGGGGCUAUGGUAUCACCUGCAUUUUUGUCCUGGCUGCAUUCAUCUUCAUCAAUUUCUAUCGCAAGGAAGGAGGAUUUGUAUCAGAUAUCCCCAUGACUGAAGAUCCACGUCAGGUGGCCGAAGAGACUUCACAUCUAGCUCCUCAUGGAGUCCCCAGCAAUCCUAUCCCACGAGCAUUAUCCAGCACUCGUCUAAAUGAAGUUUCACACAUUAACGACAACUACGGUGCUUCAUACCAAUCAACUGGAGGCAAUUUGGACAUACCCGGUGGCUCCCCGAGGAAUCCAUUCCAGAAAUAAGCAACGACAAACAAUGAAUUUUUUGCUCUACAAACCGCAAGAAAAAAAAUAGAAUUUUGGUCCAUUCAACAAACACAUAUCUGUCCUUAAACAUUGCAAGAAAAGCAUGCUUUAAAUUUAUGCUUAAAAACAUGUAAUACAAAGAAAUGCUAAUGGGGAAGCUCCCUCGUAAAAAUAUGUGAUUAUUUUUGUGAAAGAAAAACAUGAUAUUUUAAGGAAUUAAAGGAAAGAAUUUGGCAAAGGAAAAUACUCAAUAAACCAAGAAAAAAAUAAAACUAAAGAUUACCUAAAAUUUUGCACUUGGAAGUAAAUUGUUUUAUUUUAGGUGUGUGUCUAUGCUAAAACUGGUAAAACAUAGAAUAUUGAUUUAAUAGGAAAAUAUCGUGAAUUUCAAGAAUGGCAUAAACAUAAAGCUUUUAAUGUUGCAGCAUUUUUGUUGAAAUUUGUUAUAUACAUUUUUAUUCAUUGCGAUGUUUUACAGUCAGUACACAAACGCUUUUAUGUAUUUAGUAAAUGAAAUUGAUUUACAAUCUUCAGAAAUAAUUUUAAUUUAGUUUUUUUUUUAAUUCAGCGUAAUAAAUUCGAUGUUAAUUUUAGCAAAGACACAAAAUAUAGAAAAACAAUAAAAAUUAACGCAUAGCAAUAAAACAAAUAACAAAGGAUUUGCUUCAUUUUCGCAAGCACUGCAUAUAGAAUCGUAGAUUAAAUCACAUUGACAAACUAGCCUUAAACGUUGAGGAAUAUCUAGAAACAUAGACAUCUUUUUUCGUACCUGCUUAUUCUGCAAUCAACAUAUCAUCGAAUUUGUUUUAUUUUGCAAAUAAACUGUUCUAUUUGCAAUGUGUCCAUACUAAGUUUUUAAUGUUUUUUUGUUAUUUUAUCAUAGAAUUUUUGCUUUAAAAAUUUACAUUUUUAAUUCAGUUUUUAAACUUUAUAAAACAUUAAGGAUUGUAAAUUACAUCCUAAUUGUUAAUUAACAUGAUUUAGUUAGAAAAUAAUGUUGAAUUUCAUUGCUGAGUUUUUAUGUUAUAAAAAUUCUAUGUAAUAAAUAUUUUGUUGUUAAUAUUUUUUUAAAAGUUGGAAUUGAUUAUGUAAUAAUAAAGUAACAGAAACCAAGGAAAGUAUAGAAAGUUGACCCUUGUACAUAGGAUUCUAUGUUUUUACAUGAACAUUAUUAGCGAAGACACAUACCAAUUUCUGCCAAUUUAAUUCCAAGUGCAAAAGAUGAAAGAAAUGAAGAAAAAAUAGAAACUAUGUGACACAUCAGUAUGGGAUAAAUAACUUCACACAAAUCGCUUUAUAUCAUCAUCAUAUCAUUUUUAAAGAGAUAAGAAAUAUAAAAGAAAAAAAACUAUAUAUUAUACAUAAACAUAAAAAAUAUAGGUAUUUAUGAUAUACAGAAUAAAAAAAAACUUUGAAAAAUGUUAUAUUUAAAAAUAGAUAAUAUUGAAUAUUUAUUGAGAAAUUUAGGUUUUAACUAAUUUAAAAAAUAAAUAAAUAAAUGAAAGAAAAAUGAAUAACGCGCCAUCGGUAGCGGAGACACUAUUUUGACUAAUAUUAGUAAGUUUCGUGUAGUAUGACAAAAGGAAAUAACUUGUAUUGUAUACUUUACCUUUUAGAGACAAAGAGAAAUGUUUAAAAAUCAGGAAUAAAGGUUAUUGCAAAUGAAAUGAAAAUCUACCCAAAAUACUCAUUAAUCUCCUAAUCAAUGUCUAACAAAACCAAAGAAAACUUUUCUGGAUAAAAGAUGGGAAUUUGACGAUGAAUCUCCGCCGUGAGAACACAUCAAAUUCAUAUUGUUGUAUAAAUGUAUCUCGUAUUAGUGAAUUGUACAGCACUUGUAAAGAAUAUUUGAGAAUAAUAAAAUGCACUCUAUGAAAUGUUAAGAAAA
Messenger RNA from Lutzomyia longipalpis, 4358 nucleotides. RefSeq names its product major facilitator superfamily domain-containing protein 6 (gene jef). The transcript has 10 exons. The record is from RefSeq and is a predicted model, not a curated record. Gene Ontology annotation, cellular component: membrane. NCBI's taxonomy places the organism in Eukaryota, Metazoa, Arthropoda, Insecta, Diptera, Psychodidae. The coding region runs from base 377 to 2467 and encodes 696 amino acids.